Sinocyclocheilus rhinocerous is the source of this 661-nucleotide messenger RNA. RefSeq names its product WSC domain-containing protein 1-like. The transcript has 2 exons. The annotation marks the transcript as partial. The record is from RefSeq and is a predicted model, not a curated record. Lineage: Eukaryota; Metazoa; Chordata; Actinopteri; Cypriniformes; Cyprinidae.
UGUGAACUCAUGAUGCUGUAGACACCAGGAGCUAAAUCUCUAAAGGAUGAAGAUCAGGAUGUUGCCUAGAAUAUACAAUCUUGUAUUUAUUUGUCCUGUAUAAGUAAAAGAAUUGUUUGACAUCCAUCUGAAUGGUCUGAACCAGAAUGGCCAAGCCGUUCUACAGACUACAGCACUUUUUAAGGCGGGCUCAGUUGCUUCUGUUUUUUCUGGGUGUGGCUUACAUCAUGGCAGGAAGCGUGUUACUGCUUCAGCGCUCCAGUGUGCUAACAUUUCAGAGAGAAACAGAUACCGCGGCGCUACCUUCACUACCAGCGCCACCUAGAUCCCUGGAGCUACCUGCUGCCAGGUGGUUGUACAGAAGGAAUGUCAUCCAAGUGAUGGAGAACCAACCUCGUGAUCAGACAGACAGAAGAAAGGACCAAAAACACUUCAUAUCUCGUAAUCUGGAGAUCAGGCAUUUGAGACGCCACUGGUUCCAUGAUAAUGCAGAACAGAAAAGCUCUUCUGAACAUAAUCUGUCACGCAAGAAAGACAGACAAAAAGGGACCUACAUCGGAUGUUUUAUAAACAAUGAAACGGAGCACGCACUCGGCGGGACCAUUCUUUAUGAUUUCCGCAAAAUGACCAGCGCCAUGUGUCAGGACACCUGCUCUGAGAG